Molecule: messenger RNA, 813 nt
Organism: Nymphaea colorata (pocket water lily)
Lineage: Eukaryota; Viridiplantae; Streptophyta; Magnoliopsida; Nymphaeales; Nymphaeaceae
Product: ubiquitin-conjugating enzyme E2 5A-like
Exons: 3
Coding region: 168-614 (148 amino acids)
Biological process (GO): protein polyubiquitination
Cellular component (GO): nucleus
Molecular function (GO): ubiquitin conjugating enzyme activity
Source: RefSeq, a predicted model, not a curated record
GCAUGUGGGGGAAUUGGGCAUCGAUAAGACCCCUGUUCUUCCUUCGGCCCCCCGCCCCUUUCAUUGGCGUCCUUGUCUGUGGAGUCUCUCUCAGGCCAAGAGGAGGGAGGGCCGUCUUCCCCAGUAAGCCCAAAGACCGUUCCCCAAGUUACGCCGGUGUGUAAGGCAUGGCUAGCAAGAGAAUUCAGAAGGAACUUCUGGAUCUGCAGAGAGAUCCCCCUGUAUCUUGCAGUGCUGGACCUGUCGGGGAGGACCUUUUUCAUUGGCAGGCCACAAUCAUGGGCCCCUCAGACAGUCCAUACGCGGGUGGGGUUUUCUUUGUCAUGAUCCAUUUCCCACCAGAUUAUCCUUUUAAGCCUCCCAAGGUCAACUUCCAAACAAAGGUUUACCACCCAAACAUCAACUCGAACGGCAGUAUCUGCCUGGAUAUUCUGAAGGAACAGUGGAGCCCUGCCUUGACCAUUUCAAAGGUCCUGCUUUCCAUUUGUUCUCUUCUCACGGAUCCCAAUCCUGAUGAUCCUCUUGUCCCUGAGAUUGCUCACAUCUACAAGAACCAGAGGACACGUUAUGAAGAAACUGCAAGAGCGUGGACCCAGAAGUAUGCCAUGAACUGAGCAGAAAGCUCAGAAACACUUCUCCUUGGUCUGUAACUCGAGAGGUAGAGGGAAACAGUCAGGGACUGUAAUGUUUACUCAAGACCGUUUGUGGGUUUCUAUAACUGUGACCUGUCAUUGAACCAUGACAUAUUUGCAUGUAUUAUAUCAUGAAGUAUCGGGUUUAAUCAAUGGUUAGUCCUGAUGGCUUUAGACCUCA